This is a messenger RNA of Rhineura floridana, 2467 nucleotides long. Its product is annotated as zinc finger and SCAN domain-containing protein 2-like. The record is from RefSeq and is a predicted model, not a curated record. Bases 268 to 1740 code for a protein of 490 amino acids. NCBI's taxonomy places the organism in Eukaryota, Metazoa, Chordata, Lepidosauria, Squamata, Rhineuridae. The transcript is spliced from 5 exons.
AAGACUAACAGCUGGCCCCAAUUAAUAGAGCACAGAGAAAGGAGAAUUGGGAGUCAGAAGGUCAUAAGUUUCUGAUUUUGCAGUGGGUGACACUCAGCUAUGAAGAGAUACUAAGUGUUGCUUUGGGGCUGGAUUAGUGGCCCUUUGUUGACUUUGGAGAUAUAUUUGGGUGACUUAACCUACAAGAAGGAGGUCAGUGCACCAAAACAGAUUACGAACAUCAAUCCUCGUCUUCUAUACUUCAGUGCUAGUUUUGUGAGGAGAGUCAUGGAGGAACACAAACCCACUAGCCCCACAUUAGGAGCAGGGAUGGAAGGGACAGGAGAAACCGCCCAUGUCCUCCCGGUAGAACCUGCGGAGGUAGCUGUAAGUCCAUCCACUGAAGGCCAGGCUGUGUCCAAUGCUGAGCAGAGGCAGCUGUGGACAGUGAUCAAACGGGAAAUCAAGGAGGAAAAUGAUGACUGGGAAGAAAUCAAGCAUGACCAACUCCUUGUUAAAAUCAAGCAGGAAGGUGACCAUGAGGAAAGGGAACACAGGCAACUCUGUGCAGAAAUCAAGCAGGAAGAUGACGACGAGGAAAUCGAGCAUGGGCAGCUAUGUAUGGAAAUCAAGCAGGAAGGUGAGGAGGAAGAAAGCAAGCAUGGCCAACUCUAUGUAGUAAUCAAGCAGGAAGAAGAUGACAAGGAGGAAAUCAAGCAGGAAGGUGAGGAGGAGGAAAGCAAGCAUGGCCAACAAUAUGUGGAAAUCAAACAGGAAGAAGAUGAAGAGGAGGAAACUGAGCAUGGUCAACUCUGCAUAGUAAUCAAGCAGGAAGCAGAUGAUGUGCAGGAAUGGGAGAAUAGGGGAGAAUGGUAUGGGACCUCACCAGAAAGAAUGGAGGUUGAAGAGGCAGAAGACAACUUAUGCAAUCAAGGUGGGCCAAGGAAGCAAGAGGAAAGUCACACAGAGCAGAGGAGGGAUCAAUCUGUAAGUUGUCUGGGUGGAAUAGCCCUUGAACAAGAGCCACCGGAAAAGAAAGAUGAGGAGUGUCCUGCUCGUGUGAGAAUCUCUGCAAAGGGAAAGCCAACUCAAGGGUCAAAAUCUAGGGAAAGCAACUGGCAAACUGGAAACACUGCUCAAUGUUCAAAACCGCAGAUGGAAAGAAAACGGCAUGUAUGCUUGGAGUGUGGAAGGAGUUUUGACUGGAAAUCAAACCUGAAAAUCCAUGAAAGAAUUCAUUCAGGAGAGAGGCCACAUAAAUGCCUGGUCUGCGGAAAGACUUUUAAGUUACCAUCACACCUUGCUGUACAUCAGAGAACUCACGGUGAAAAAGAAAAAUAUACAUGCUUAGAUUGUGGAAGGAGUUUCAGCUGGACGACGAGUCUGAAACUACAUCAAAGAAUGCAUACAGGGGACACACCCUAUCAAUGCAAAGAAUGUGGAAGGAGCUUCACUUGCAGCUCAAAGCUGACAAUACAUGGAAGAGUCCACACGGGGGAGAGGCCCCAUAAAUGCCUAGUUUGUAAAAAGAGUUAUAAGGAAGCAUCAAGCCUCAUUAAACAUCAAAGAACUCACAAGGAAAAAGAACAAUAUAAACGGUUAAUAUGUGAGAAAACAGCAGGAAGUCAGGUAGGAGUUGAAGCACAUGAAAUGAGCCAUACAGUGGAUAGAAAAUACCAAUGUCCAAACUGUGGUGAGAGUUUUAAGGAUGAAUCAAGCCUUCAUGAACAUGAGAAUACCCACAGGAGGGAAGCCUCAUAAUCUGAGAAUGUAGUCAGAGCUGCAGGUUCUGCAGAUGUCUUAUUUCAAAUCAAGGACUCCAAAUGGACCACAUUUCCUUAUGAGCCUCCCAACAUAUAUAGGUGAUCAGUUAACAUAUAGGAAAUCAGUUGUGUGAGAUUUUUAAGGCUAGGAAGGUGAUAGCAUGAAGAAGAGCUUUAGUGACUGUUUGAUGUGGAACUCAUGGUACUUGAUCAUUUUUUUGAAAAUGUCUUUGAAUGUAGCUAGAUAAAUGGAAAUUGAGCUUUUUCGUCUAUCAGAUCAAAGGCAACCAUCUUUCUUUCCUUUGCACUGGAGUCUUCUCAUCACAGAGUAAACAUCUAAAUACUUGGAUAACAAUGAGGACUCUUCUGAUAACGGAGCUGAAUCACCAUUUAGGCGAUUAGGUUAAGUGGACCCAACAUGGUGCUCUCCAGGAGAUGUCAGAUUGCAACUCCCAUGUUCUCUAACCAUUGGUUAUGCUGGCUGGGACUGAUGGAAGUUGUAAUAGUCCACCAACAUCUGCCUGGAGGGCAGCACAAUGGGAUUUCCUGGGUAAGAAUCUUGAAUCCCCACAGAAGGGGAAAGGAGGGAAAUAUUGGAAAGGCUUCUUGGCAUCUCCAUAACUCAGUUGUUAAUAUAAACUGGUACAGUAGCUGUUGCUGCUUUUUAGAUUGUUUUACCACUAUGUUUGCUUACUAAUAAAAGUGAGUGGGUUUUCCCCCCCGUG